AUGCCUCGUGCCCCUCGACUGACAUGCACCAAUAAUCAUUCGAAUUCCGAGCCCUUCAUACAGCGUGCCAUAAUCAUUUCCGGAUUUCCAUGCAUCGGAAAAUCGUACUUCAAGGAGAAUAGGCCUGAUUUGAAAGUCUACUAUCUCGACUCCGGAGAAAACGACCACAAAGAUAAAGCAGGGGUAUGGAUGCAGCAUUAUUUGGAAAAGGUCAUCGAGGCUGUUACAGAGCCCCACGGUAUCGUUAUGGUCAGUUGCCACAAGGACUUCCGCAAGAGAAUGCAAGAGGCUGGCCUGCGUUACAUCCGUGUCUAUCCCAGACCAGAGCUCAAGGACGAAUGGCUGAAUCGUCAGGAGUGUCGUGCAGGAGGCAAGGAUAUCCUCUGGAACAAAAUGAAUAAGGAUUGGAAUGACUGGAUGGAAAUCCAUGGAGGUUUCCAAGGUGAAACAUCUCCUGAGGUUAUUCUUGGGCGUGACGAUCACUUGAUUGAUCGUUUGACAGAAAUCUGCGAGGCAGCGAGGAAUCUGUAG
This is a messenger RNA of Diaporthe amygdali, 531 nucleotides long. RefSeq lists its product as uncharacterized. The coding region runs from base 1 to 531 and encodes 176 amino acids. Lineage: Eukaryota; Fungi; Ascomycota; Sordariomycetes; Diaporthales; Diaporthaceae. The record is from RefSeq and is a predicted model, not a curated record. The transcript has a single exon.